UUGACCGACCAAGCGAUCCCUGCCAGAAUGCACGUCUGGCUUUGUAUAUUUAUGGCAUUUUUGCCUGCAUUAGUUGCAACGGAACAACCUGACCAAUUUUGCGACGUCGGGCGAUGCACUGCAGAUACCACAACAAAGAGCGAAGAGCUGUUGUGCAUGGAUGAACAGUUUCCUAUUGAAGACAGUGGGGAGGAAGAGGUGGAGGCUGCAAUGCAGUGUCUCCCACUUUUAAGGCACAAGUUGGCAACGUGUUCGGAGCGUGUGCAACAGCUGGAGCAAGUUACAGUGGAACUGCAGCAGUCGUUAAGUCGCCUCCAAGGACUUCUCGGCGUUGAUGAUACACAACGUUCUCCGGGUUCCACACUGACCACACCGAUAGCGGCACUGUCCGAGAUGAGCCAGUCUGAAGAAGAUACGAAAGAGGAAAAAGAAACCUUUUUGACGAAGCUGGAAUACGGGCUGCGUUUAUCUUCUUAUAUCAUGGGCCUGGGAAUUGGCAUAUUCUGGGUAGGGAUUAUUCUGUAUGUUGGGAUUUGGUGCUGGAUGAAUCCACAGGCUGCUCGAUUGCUUUUUGGUGGGAUGUGGGAAAGCAUGCGUGAGCGUACACGGGCUGCUUAAUGCUCCCUGGCGCUGUAGCGUGCGCUCGACAAAUUCCUACGAAGGAAAUGCCGUCUCAGGACUUGGAGUUCAUGGGCGUGCGCGGGCUUAUCGCAUUCUGCUUAUCCACGAUUACCUAAGACUUUGAUAUUCAUCGACGAUUUGCUGUCUUUGAAUUUAUUUUCUUUGAGUUUGUGGAGUUUUGUCUAGGUAUAACUUAAUUUCUUCCUUGGCUAUGCACUUCAUCUGGGCCUCGACAAUCGGGGUCAUCAGAAAACU
Messenger RNA from Paramacrobiotus metropolitanus, 876 nucleotides. RefSeq lists its product as uncharacterized. Bases 28 to 618 code for a protein of 196 amino acids. The record is from RefSeq and is a predicted model, not a curated record. Lineage: Eukaryota; Metazoa; Tardigrada; Eutardigrada; Parachela; Macrobiotidae. The transcript has 2 exons.